CCCACAGUUCAUGCGGUCACUGUCUACGGUGUAUGUUGCGUCCACCCUGGGACGUCGAGGAGGCAUUGUCGCGGAGGGGGGGGGGGGACUUGGACGACGUCGACGAGAGGUUACUAUGGGCGGAGCAACGACGGGAGCUGAGGGAGGGUCGAGAGGAAGCAAUCAGGUGGGGGGUGGAGCGUUUGAGGAUGGACAGGCAGGCGGAAGAAGUUGAGGAGCCAGAUGCGGGGCUUCCGUCUGAAGAAGACGACGACAACAACGAAGAAGGAGGGGACGGGAACGGGGGUCACGCCUCGCCAUCGAAGAACAGCGACAUGGGUGGGAAGGGCGGCAAGACGCAGGCGAAGAGCGGGAAUGGUCGUGGGCGGCCAAAGAAAGCACAAGCAAAGCCGAACGACGGUUACGGUGACGACGAGGCAGAGGAGAAGCGAAACUUUUGGAGUGUCGAACAUAUCAUCGCCCUCAUUCGGGCGAAACGCGAUCAGGAUGCGCACUUGCAGGGGAUGGGCCACGCAUACGGCCGGAUGAAGGCGAGGGAGUGGAAAUGGAAUGAUGUCGCCAGAAGAUUGAAGAAUGUCGUUGAGCGUAAGGAGAGGGCGAGCAAGGGCUUCAAUUUCAACAUGGAUCGCGCCGUUUACGACGAGAUUGAAGGGUCGACCGGUUUCAAUGAAACCAUGAACCCGAAAAACGUUGCAGACACUGGUGCCUCUCGCGGUGUGCGUUUGCCGUCCACGUCGAAUGGUGAUCCUGAAGCAGUUGGUGAUGCCGACGCCGGUGCGGGGGGAGACGAUGAGGAGGAGGGAUCGACUCGUGGUUCUUCCCACACGAUGGGCAGCCCUGGUGCAUUUGGAAAGAGGAAGAGCACGCGGCAGCAGACGUUCGAGGCAAUGACCGAUUGCAUGGAGAAGCACGGCGUGUUCGGACGGGAGGUCGAGUCAGAUUGGGUGGAUGAAGAGGAGAGACAGGAGGAGGACGCCGACUUCCAAGAAGAAGAGGAACAUACUCUUAAGAGGAAAGUUAAGCCGAGAACGAGGGGCGCUAUGCGGAUCAAAGUGGGGGCGGGUGACGCAGCAAAGGUGGCUCAUGAUCAGCCGCAGACGCCAUCGAAUAAGUGGAACCAACAGCCUGUUGGCGUGGCUAGCAGUUCUGAGGCUGUGAUCGACGUGUCUGUGAAGCAAUCCCUUGCGCCGCAGCCACGUGGGGAGGCAGUUCCGGUAGUGCGCGAAGUGGCGGAUAGUGUGAAGGCGGGUAAUGGCAGGGCGGUAGGCGAAGACGACGAAGCUCUGGUGAAGAAGCUGCGCGGGCAACGUGCGGAGGCGAAAGCGAUGGAGGUUGCCACGAAGCUAUGGACCGACGACAUUCGCUUCUGGAAUCAUACGCGGGGACACGAAAUCAUCCAGAUCAUGCACGAAGCCCGAGUUUACCUCGUUGACGUAGCGACGGGAGUGCAGCCAUCACCGAUCCGAAGGAGCAUCAAGCUCCCCCAUAGUUCAAUCCCGCAGAAAACGAUCGAAGACGGGUCGGAGUUGAGGGCGGCGAAGGAAAGGGCGUUAAAGGUGGAGACCAUUGCGAAGAGGGCGAUCUACGGCUGGAUUUCAAGUCCGAUCGCAGACACAAGGGGUAUCACUUGGCGUACCAGUACGCCUUGAACCACGCGGCGACUGACAUCGCAAGAGCGAUGUGGGCAUCGGAGGA
This is a messenger RNA of Chara braunii, 1695 nucleotides long. Lineage: Eukaryota; Viridiplantae; Streptophyta; Charophyceae; Charales; Characeae. The record is from the annotation of a GenBank genome assembly.